This is a messenger RNA of Morchella importuna, 1098 nucleotides long. RefSeq lists its product as uncharacterized. The coding region runs from base 1 to 1098 and encodes 365 amino acids. NCBI's taxonomy places the organism in Eukaryota, Fungi, Ascomycota, Pezizomycetes, Pezizales, Morchellaceae. Gene Ontology annotation, biological process: phosphatidylinositol dephosphorylation. The record is from RefSeq and is a predicted model, not a curated record. Gene Ontology annotation, molecular function: phosphatidylinositol-4,5-bisphosphate 5-phosphatase activity. The transcript has 2 exons.
AUGCCUAUCUCGCUGUACCUUACCACCUACAACUGCGCCCGACUCCCUCACCCUCCUUCAUCUCUGUCCCCCCACUUCCUCUCCGCACUAAGUCCCCUCUCCUCCGAGCCUCCCUCUCUAAUAGUCAUCUCUCUCCAGGAGAUCGCCCCUCUCGCUGCCUCAUUUCUCGGAGGAUCACAGUUGACAUCCUACUACGCAACAUUUACCACAGCUGUCCGCACUGCCACCAGGUCAGCAUUCAAUGAGGACUAUGCCCUUACCGCCUAUAACAACGUCGGCCUAACCGCCAUAAUGGUAUUCGCACGUAAACCCGCUCUCAUAAAGUCGGUAACCUAUGCAGCCGUCGGCCUCGGUUUCCUGUCCAUGGCACCCCAUGAGCACAAUAUUAUCGCGCGGAAUGCAAACUGGGAAUCCCUCGUUAAGAAUCUAGUUUUUGCCGACCCGGCAGGCGACGAACAGAGUGUCUAUUCCCCAUCAUCCCACCUCUUUAUCUGCGGUGACCUCAACUAUCGUACCUCUUCAUCCCGACCGGGAGAGCUUGACUAUCUCGUGUAUCCGCAGCCCCAGGACAGGAUCAAUGACAACACGCACUAUCUACAGUUGUUCCUACAGGAUCAGUUGAGCAUCGAGCGAGAGGCUGGGAGGGCUUUCCAAGGGCUUGAGGAGGAGAAGGUUGAUUUCCCACCCACGUACAAGUACGUAAUUUCGCGGCAGGACAAUGAAGGAGAGUACUGGGGAUGGAGUAGGAACCGCUGGCCUAGUUGGACGGACCGGAUCUUAUAUCUACCAGCCGACGGAGUGGUAGUGCGGAAUUAUACGUCGAUUCCGCAAAUUCUAGGGUCGGAUCAUCAGGUCGUCGCCAUGCAUGUAGAGGUUCCUGAAGCACCGGUUGAGGUGGAACUGGCGGCCCCGUGGGGCAUUCAGGAGGGGUGGAGGGGUAGAAGGGCUAUAGCUAGGAAAUUGGAAGUGUUUGUAGGAGUAUUGGCAUGGCUAUUGGGAGGAACUGGACGGGGUAUAUUAUUUGCCUUGUUGGUGGGUGCAGCUGGUGGAUGGUGGGCAGUGAGGGUGUGGAUCCAAGGAUAUAGGAGGUUAGAGUAG